CUGAAAUAUUUGGCUCCAGAAUGCUAAUAGGUUUGGCGCCUCCCCCAAUUUAGUUUACCAAGAAAAAAUGAAAGUAGCAUUUCUUUCGUGGCCAAACCCGCACUUUCUUCGUUCCAAAGAAAAAAGCGCCCUCUCCUGGCCCCUCCGCCUUCAUCCCUUCUUCCCCCGACCACCCUCUCAUAGUCUUCUGGCCUCUCUGCCUUCAUCUUUUCUUCCCCCAACCACCCUCUCCAGGCCACUCCGCAUUCCUCGCCGUUGGUCUUGCCUUUUCCUCCCUCAAAUGCCCUUUUGACGUCCUCAUAACCUUCUCCUUUGAUGCCUUUCCUUCUGAUGCUCAACCCAGUAAUUAACCUAACAACACAAACCCUCACUUCCCGGUUUCAAGUGCCCCACCACCUCCGCCUCCCACCAUCGGCAACCGUCGCGGCGUCGCGGCCUUUUUAACUCAUACGAAGAGAUGUGCUUCUGGCCAGGUAGAUAUGUUGGCAUCAAUGCCCCUCCUCCGGCCGCCUUGGCCUCUUCCAUUUUCGGACCUUUCUCCUCACCUUCCAGUCCCUUUAAGGAGUUGGUGAAGAUAGACUGCCCAGCUGAUUCCCUCAUAGGCACUCUAGUGCUCGAUUUCAAUCCCAGGGAUUAUUUUCAGGGCAACCCGCUGGUGAUUAAGUAUGUGAAAGUACCAUUGAGAACAAGCCCAUCAAACUCCAGAUUUUGGACACUACUUAUUACCUCAGAGCGCUAUGGUUGACUCUCUGGUGGAAGAAGGUGUUGUUUCGGCUCUGGUCAAUCUGUUCUGCUUUGGAACUGCGUUGACAGCACAAGUUCUGUUUUCAUUAUGGUCAAUCUUUCAUGUCUACUACCUGAUUUUGUCCAUUGUUUUCCAUUGCUAUCUUUGCCUGUUGAUAAUAAUGACUUCCCUUUCAUUGUGCAGGGCAUACGGCUAGCUGAUGCAGUGAUAAGGUGUUGAAAGUGGAGCAGAAAUACAACGAUUUUCUCUAGCCAUUCUAUGACAAGAAAGACGUUAUCAUCAAGUCCAUUCCUUAAUUAUGUUUGACAGAUGUGGAUAUUUCUUGAAUUUUCACCUACUUAUCUACCUAAAUGAAUUUUAGUUGAAAAUGUAUUGAGAACUCGCUAAUGGAAGAGUCUUGGUAAUGUGCAGUUUUUAAGUCGUCCUACAAUUGGUAAUCUUCUCAAAGAGGAAAACCAGAAGGUGUGUUUUAAAAUGUGUAAUAAAAUGUGUAAGUUGGU
Messenger RNA from Linum trigynum, 1245 nucleotides. NCBI's taxonomy places the organism in Eukaryota, Viridiplantae, Streptophyta, Magnoliopsida, Malpighiales, Linaceae. The record is from the annotation of a GenBank genome assembly.